AUGCAGGGCAACAGCACGGAGCAGAGCAGAGCGCACAAGGGCGCGGGCAGCAGCAGGGCGCACGACGGGCAGCACAGGCACGGGCAGCAACGGGCGGCAACGGGCAGCACAGGCACGGGCAGCAACGGGCGGCAACGAGCAGCACAGGCACGGGCAGCAACAGGCAGCAACGGGCAGCACAGGCACGGGCAGCAACGGGCGGCAACGGGCAGCACAGGCACGGGCAGCAACAGGCAGCAACGGGCAGCACAGGCACAGGCAGCAACAGGCAGUACAGGCACGGGCAGCAACGGGCGGCAACGGGCAGCACAGGCACGGGCAGCAACAGGCAGCAACAGGCAGCACAGGCACGGGCAGCAACGGGCGGCAAGAGGCAGCACAGGCACAGGCAGAAACGGGCGGCAAGAGGCAGCACAGGCACAGGCAGCAACGGGCGGCAACAGGCAGCACAGGCACGGGCAGCAACAGGCAGCACACGCACGGGCAGCAACGGGCGGCAACAGGCAGCACUGGCACGGGCAGCACAGGCACAGGCAGCAACGGGCGGCAACAGGCAGCACAGGCAGCAACAGGCAGCAACGGGCAGCACAGACACAGGCAGCAACAGGCAGCAACAGGCAGCACAGGCACAGGCAGCAACAGGCAGCACAGGCACGGGCAGCAACGGGCGGCAACGGGCAGCACAGGCACGGGCAGCAACAGGCAGCAACAGGCAGCACAGGCACGGGCAGCAACGGGCGGCAACGGGCAGCACAGGCACAGGCAGCAACGGGCGGCAACAGGCAGCACAGGCACGGGCAGCAACAGGCAGCACAGGCACGGGCAGCAACGGGCGGCAACAGGCAGCACAGGCAGCAACAGGCAGCAACAUGCAUACCGAGUCCAGGAGCGGCGGCGCAUACAGCUGUAGGGUCGGCGUCGUGGGCUGCUGCUGGGGCGGCUCGCGGGGUCCAGGGGCGGCUGCUGAGGUCCAUGGGUGGCGCUGAUGCAAGGGCAGACGGUCUCUCCCUGUUCGAUCUCACGUCUGGUGCCUCCCCUGCCCCGCCUGCUGAUGCUGACAGCACUGACCACUUCCUCUCUGUUUGCCCCACCACUCUCACCGUUGACCUCCUCAAGGAGCGCCUCCUGGCAGCAGAGAAGAGUAUAGUCGCUGUAGGAGCCUCUCGUGGUGACCCUCGUACCCCCCUCUUUGAGGGGUGUUCCCCCUCCCCCCUCUUGCCCUCUGUUGCCUCUGCUGCUGCGGCCGACCUAGUUGGUCGUGAGUUGGUCGGCGCGGCGUCUGCCCCUAGCGGGAGACGCCGCACUGGCAAGGGCAAGGGGGGCAAGGGCGCAGGAGGAGCUGGCGGGGGCGGUGGAGGUGGCGGUGGAGGCGGCGGAGGGGGUGGGGGUGGUGGUGGGGGUGGUGGCGGGAGUGGGGGUGUCGGUGGCGGCACUGGAGGCGGAGGAGGCGGCGGCGGUGGCGGUGGGAGCGUAGGAGGCGGCGGUGGCGGCGGUAGUGGAGGUGGCGGCGGCGGUGGUGGCGCUGGUCGGGGUGGCCCUGUGCAGAGAGGUGGCUCCGGUGGUGGUCCGCGCCAGCAGCAGCAGUGCGCUCGUGAGACCCCGUCCCCCCAGCAGCUUCGUGAGCGGUACGCUGCGCGUCAGCCGAGUGGGGGUGCUGGUCCUUGUACCUACGUCCUGCGUACCGGCGACCUCACUGGUGAGACGUGCGGAGGCACGCACCCCACCCAGCGCUGCUUCGGCCGCCUGACGGACGCUUGGCGUCUCCAGUUCCCUGGCGCCACUGAGAUCCCUCGCUGGGGCGAGCUCUUUAGGUCGGGGGUUGCAAUCUUUGAUCUAGAGUUUGAUGCUAUUCUUGCUGUCAUGUAUGCUGUGUCUAUAGUGAUGAGGGUGACUUUUACUUGUGUGUCCCGCCUGACCCGGGCAUUGAGGCUGCUGCUCCAGGUGCUGGUGAGGCUGCUGCUCUAG
This is a messenger RNA of Closterium sp. NIES-65, 1965 nucleotides long. The record is from the annotation of a GenBank genome assembly. NCBI's taxonomy places the organism in Eukaryota, Viridiplantae, Streptophyta, Zygnematophyceae, Desmidiales, Closteriaceae.